This is a messenger RNA of Zea mays, 1680 nucleotides long. RefSeq lists its product as uncharacterized. Bases 575 to 1321 code for a protein of 248 amino acids. The record is from RefSeq and is a predicted model, not a curated record. Lineage: Eukaryota; Viridiplantae; Streptophyta; Magnoliopsida; Poales; Poaceae. Gene Ontology annotation, cellular component: nucleus. Gene Ontology annotation, biological process: regulation of transcription by RNA polymerase II. The transcript is spliced from 2 exons. Gene Ontology annotation, molecular function: RNA polymerase II cis-regulatory region sequence-specific DNA binding; protein heterodimerization activity; DNA-binding transcription factor activity, RNA polymerase II-specific.
CAGGCCAAACCCGAGCUGGGCGGCCUCAGUACGGACCUAGGCAGAGGCCUGGCCUGGCCUGGACCCGGAAGCGCCAGGUGGUGCUGCCAAUGGGACGCACGCCCUCGCUCCGAGGAGAAUUUAAGAACCGAGGGGAGAGAGGACUAGAGGAAAGAGAGAGGGGGAGGUCGACGAGACAGAGAGAGAAGGCCAAGAGGCUUCCUCUCCCCAUUCCUCCCUUCCGUGCCCUAGCCGAGCCAGCCGCGAGGAAGGAGGCAUCCCGCCGUCUCGCCUGGCGCCCGCCCGUCGGCCGACCUUCUGCCGCAGCUUCCAAGUGAGCGUCGGAAUUUCUGUCCUUGAUUCGCAUGAUCCGGUGUUUUCUUGGACCUCUCGCGGCCAUCUUUGGAGGUUCUUUGCGCGUUCCUGUUUUCGAUGUGGAAUUGGGGUUUGGGGGACUGUCACCGCUAUAAAGCUGCGGCCUGCCAGGCGCAAAAUUGGGCUAGAGGAAAGAACGGACCUGAGCUUCGCUUCUUGCUGCCGCUGCCGCUGCCGCGUUGUAAAAAGAUCAUAGAUUUUUGUGCAAGAGCGAGUGGAUAUGGAACCAUCCCCUCAGCCUAUGGGUGUCGCUGCCGGUGGGUCACAAGUGUAUCCUGCCUCUGCCUAUCCGCCUGCAGCAACAGUAGCUCCUGCUUCUGUUGUAUCUGCUGGUUUACAGUCAGGGCAGCCAUUCCCAGCCAAUCCUGGUCAUAUGAGUGCUCAGCACCAGAUUGUCUACCAACAAGCUCAACAAUUCCACCAACAGCUCCAGCAGCAACAACAACAGCAGCUUCAGCAGUUCUGGGUUGAACGCAUGACUGAAAUUGAGGCGACGACUGAUUUCAAGAACCACAACUUGCCACUUGCGAGGAUAAAGAAGAUCAUGAAGGCCGAUGAAGAUGUUCGCAUGAUCUCAGCUGAAGCUCCUGUAGUCUUUGCAAAAGCUUGUGAGAUAUUCAUACUGGAGCUGACACUUAGGUCGUGGAUGCACACUGAGGAGAACAAGCGCCGCACCUUGCAAAAGAAUGACAUUGCAGCAGCGAUCACUAGGACUGACAUUUAUGACUUCUUGGUCGACAUUGUUCCCAGGGAUGAGAUGAAGGAGGACGGAAUUGGGCUUCCUAGGGCUGGUCUGCCACCCAUGGGAGCCCCAGCUGAUGCAUAUCCAUACUACUACAUGCCACAGCAGCAGGUGCCUGGUUCUGGAAUGGUUUAUGGUGCCCAGCAAGGGCACCCAGUGACUUAUUUGUGGCAGGAGCCUCAGCAACAGCAGGAGCAAGCUCCUGAAGAGCAGCAAUCUGCAUGAAAGUGGCUGAGAAUAUUGCUCAGAAGCUAUCACCUGAUUCAGAGUUCUCAUUUUAGGUUGUCCAAACUGCAGGUUUUCUUAGUAAUAUCGUUGGUUAUCAAACUGAAACAGGCGAUUCUAAGUAGGGUGUAGCAUCAUGGUAGUUUCAUUUCUGCUUGUGAUGUUAGUUGAAAGGAUAAUGAUUAGUGGCUAGUGGAUUAAAGUUACCAUACCAUUUCCUUCUAUUCCGAAAGUUUGCCUCCAUGAGGCCUCUGAUAUGACGUGCUAGUUGUUAAUGCUUCUAUGCUCUGCUUGUGCUGUACAGUUCAAGCUGUUUUUUUGGUUGCUCUUGAUUUGUAGCAUGUAAGGUGCUGUUAAUU